AUGAAGUACCAGCUUUGGAAGAUCGGUGCUGGAUUCGUGAUGAACUCGGUCGCAUUAGUUGCGUUCCUUGUCUCGCCCCAUGGUGAUGAGCAACCCAAGUCUCAUGAAAGUGGGACGUGGAUCAAAGGUGUCAAGAUCAACACCUUGCAAUCAAUCAUCCUCUGGUUGGGCAUGUUCAACUGGAUCUUCUUGUGGGCCAGCCUUUUCUACUCUUGCUGCAUGACCAAGCUCGAGACAGGCCAAAUCCGUCUCGAGGGCGAGGAAGCCAAUAUCACGCUCGGUCACAAUGAGACGGCAAAUGAUGAAGCGCAUGCCAGGUGUCUGCAGAGUCAGGAUCCCAACUGGCAGGCUUAG
Messenger RNA from Ascochyta rabiei, 354 nucleotides. RefSeq lists its product as uncharacterized. Bases 1 to 354 code for a protein of 117 amino acids. The transcript is spliced from 2 exons. NCBI's taxonomy places the organism in Eukaryota, Fungi, Ascomycota, Dothideomycetes, Pleosporales, Didymellaceae. The record is from RefSeq and is a predicted model, not a curated record.